Messenger RNA from Leptinotarsa decemlineata (Colorado potato beetle), 2669 nucleotides. It is a transcript of the gene yata, whose product is annotated as N-terminal kinase-like protein yata. Gene Ontology annotation, biological process: protein phosphorylation. Gene Ontology annotation, molecular function: ATP binding; protein kinase activity. NCBI's taxonomy places the organism in Eukaryota, Metazoa, Arthropoda, Insecta, Coleoptera, Chrysomelidae. The record is from RefSeq and is a predicted model, not a curated record.
UCGUUGUGUCAAAAUUAGUUGUUUAGGUUAGGAUUUUAAAAGUUCGUAGACAAAUGUUUUUAAUAAUGUUAAUUAUUAUUUAAAUUCCAAUAUGUGGUCGUUUUUUUCUCGCGAUCCAUCAAAAGACUUCAACUUCGAAAUUGGUGAACUUGUACCGAGUUUAGGAGAUAAAAGUGUUUGGGCUCUUCACAAAGGCAAAAAGAAGGUAACUAGUGAAGAAGUUUCGGUGUUUGUAUUCGAUCUGAAGAAUAAUUCAGAAACUCAUUUAGAAGUAGCCAAGGCAGCAGUUAAGAGAUUAAAAACUUUGAGACAUCCUAGUGUUCUCACCUAUUUGGAUAGUUUAGAAUCAGAAAAAGUCUUAUAUCUUUCCACUGAAUACGUAGAUCCUUUGAUAGACCAUUUGCAAAAUUUGACUUUGGAGAGACCUCAAAAAGAGCUCUAUGUUGCUUGGGGAAUAUUUCAGAUAACGAGAGCUUUAUCGUUUUUAAAUAAUGAUGGAAAUCUUCGUCAUAAUAAUGUCAAUAUCUGGUCAGUUUUUGUAAAUUCAUCUGGUGAGUGGAAACUUGGUGGAGUAGAAUAUGUGUCAACCACUCAAGAUGCAGCACAGAACUUUAAAGUCAUUCCAAGUUUGGAAGUUUAUAGCCCUCCCGAAAAGAAUGAUCCUAGUAAACAACGAAUCAUCACAAAAUGUUCUAAUGACAUGUGGGGUUUAGGAUGCCUCAUAUGGGAAGUUUUCAAUGGGCCCUUGUACCAACAGUCAUCUUUGAAGAAUAUUGACAAAAUUCCAAAACAACUGGGCCCUCUAUAUUACGAAUUAGUGAGUUCCAAUCCAUCUUCCAGACCUAAUCCUGCUGAUAUUAUAUCUAGAUGUCGUAAACUUGGAGGAUAUUUCAAGAAUGAUUUGGUUGACACUUUACUGUUCCUUGAGGAAAUUCAGAUCAAAGAUAAAAAUGAAAAAAAUCGUUUCUUUUCUAACCUAACUCCACAUUUAGAUAAUUUUCCAGAUAACGUUUGCAAACAUAAAAUUUUGCCUCAACUCAUAACCGCUUUUGAAUAUGGUGACGCAGGCUCUGCUGUAUUGGCCCCAAUGUUUAAGCUUGGAAGAUUACUUGACACUGCAGAAUACCAAAAAAAAAUUGUACCAUGUGUUGUCAAAUUAUUCGGAAGUAAUGACAGGGCGACCAGAUCUAGACUUCUCCAACAGUUGGAGCAUUUCAUUGGACAUUUGCAAGCAGGUACUGUAAAUGAUCAAAUAUUUCCUCAAGUUGCUCAUGGGUUCAUGGAUACAAACCCCACCAUCAGAGAACAAACUGUCAAAUCUGUGAUACAUCUAGCACCUAAGUUAAGUUACAAUAAUCUGAAUGUGGAAGUGCUGAGGCAUUUUGCACGAUUGCAAUCCAAAGACGACCAGGGUGGAAUAAGGACUAAUACGACCGUUUGCCUAGGAAAAAUCGCUCAACACCUGCAUCCACAGAUAAGACAAAAAGUGCUCAUAUCAGCGUUCAUUAGGGCAAUGCGGGAUCCCUUUCCACCGGCUAGAAAUGCAGGUGUAUUGGCUCUGGCUGCAACUCAGCAGUACUACCUUCUUUCUGAAGUUUCCUCGAGGAUUUUACCCUCUCUCUGUCAAUUAACUUUGGACCCAGAAAAAACCGUGAGAGACUCGGUGUUCCGUACCAUCAAGGGCUUUUUGGGUAAACUCGAAAAAGUAUCCGAAGAUCCUAGCUUGAGAGAAAGCAUGGAAGCAGAUGUGAAUACAGCAACUCCUAGUCUGAGUAAUGCUGCAGCAACUUGGGCUGGCUGGGCCGUCACCGCAGUAACUGCCAAAUUUUACAGAAGUCAGUCAGACACUGUCAAAUCAAUGAAUCCCGUUACUAGUCGGAUGUUGAGCAAACCGGGUUCUCUAGAACAGCCGUCAAGCAGCAGUAUAUCAACGACGACUUCCAGUGUAACUUCCAUGACAUCUUUAGAGCAUGAAGAUGGUAGCCGAGGAAAUGAUUCUGUUUCGGAUUAUGAUUACAAUCACUGGGAUGAUAAUGACAACUGGGGAGACAUGGAGACUGGUGGUCAGAUGGCUAGUAGUAGCGGUAGUGGUUGUGCUACUGGCACAAGCGAUCCAACAAGUCCACCUUCUGGCUCAGGACCAGCCACAAAAGUAACUGAUGGUUGGGAAAAUGAAGAAUGGGGCAGUCUGGAUGAGGAACCAGAAGCUGAAUUAACUUCACCUUCUGAGGCAUGGAGCCCGAGCGAAAUCACUCCGAUUAUACCACCAGAGACUAAAACAAAUAACAGUUCAUUGUCUUCCCACAUCAAUCAUAGGAAUCCACAAACCACUUGGGAAGAACAUGAGUUUGAACCCCUUGAAGAAAAUCCAGGUACUAAUAGCGCUAAACUAGAGGAAGCAAAGAAGAAGAGAGAGGAAAGGAAAUUGAUGCGGCAAAAGGAAUUGGAGGCUAGGAGAGCUAGCCGAACAACUGGAGGGCCUAUGAAGUUAGGAUCCAAGAAAUUUUAAUUCUAUGGCUACUAAUUUUAACCAAUAACAUUAUGACAUUUCAAAUUAUGUCGAUUUUAAGUCUUAUCUAUAUCAAUAUGCUUUUUCAAAUACAUUUUUAAUACAUUUAUGAAGCUAUUUAGAACGGUGUGAUUUGUAAAAUAAAACUGAUCUGUUUUCA